AUGGACACAUACCACAAAGAACUAGUUCGAUCAUUGGACACAUUAACUGAACAGAUGAAAAAAAUGGAGGCGGAAAAUAAGCGCCUAAUGAAUCAAAUCCAUCAAAUGCAAGAAGAAAACAAGUUCCAAAUGGUCAAACUAGAAGAGAAAAUAACCGGCAAAGAUCAAGAAAUACAGAAACUAACUCAAAAGCUACUUGAGAUGAUAGACAAACAUGCGGAAAAGGAAAAGCUGAUUUCAAAAUCAAACAAAAAACCAACGCAAGCUGAAAAACAAACGCAGAAGAAAACGACGGUAGAAGAACCAACAAAUAUGCAUGAAAGGGGAAGACGUAAAACUUCUGCUAAUAGUCCAAAUAAAGAAAACUUGAUUGAAAUGGAAAACAACAAUGCUGAAUGGACAACCCAGCAGCACCAGAAGAAAAAACAAAACAAAAAAAACAAAAUAACAGAAAAAAACGUCACAGAAGAAGAACCGAAAAAUAUUAGCGCUGCUGAAAAGCAGACAUUAAUAAUACAAAAGAGAAAUGAAGAAGCACAAACAAGAAACAGAACAGAAGAACACACACCUACAGACAGAAGUACCAACAAAAGCUACGCACAAAUAGCAAAGACGACAGAUGAAUCUAAACCAAACAAUGAAACGGCAAAUCUCAUGGCAAUUGUAAAUGAACAGAUGAAAAACUUCAUGUUCAUGUUCGAGAGGAUGACCAAUGUAGUGAGUGCUAUGGGCAAUAUUGGUGUAAACAGAACUAACUAA
This is a messenger RNA of Diabrotica virgifera virgifera (western corn rootworm), 759 nucleotides long. RefSeq lists its product as uncharacterized. The coding region runs from base 1 to 759 and encodes 252 amino acids. The record is from RefSeq and is a predicted model, not a curated record. NCBI's taxonomy places the organism in Eukaryota, Metazoa, Arthropoda, Insecta, Coleoptera, Chrysomelidae. The transcript has 2 exons.